GUCUGUAUUGACUGGUAGCUGGUACACAUAGUGACCGCUGUCCAGCAACGGCUCCUAGCACAAAAUUUCAGCCCCGUCAGUGUUGCCGCGAGCUUUAACCAAUACGAGCUUUCUCAUUCAGUCUUCAUUUUUUUAUUCACGUACCUCAUACCUGUAGUUUCGAUAUAUAUAUAUUUCCCUCAUCUAUAUUUUCAUACGUGUAUAUAUUUUUUUUAAUAUUAAAAUCCAUAUCUUCCGGUUUUCUUCGAUUUGAUAAAUAAUUCAGUCAUUCUAUCAAAGCUGAUCAAUUGCAACAGCAAUUCUCUUUAAAUUUUAAAAGACUUGCACUUAUAGAACAGCCUUGAUCGCAAUUUUUUUACACGUUUAUUUUAGCUAACACGAGAGCUGUCAAUCCAAAUUGUCCGAAAAAAUUAAUUAUUUCUUUUUUAAAAGUGAACUUAUUGAAAAAAAAUAUUAAAUUUUUUUUAAACAAUUUUUUUUGCAAGUAAAAAAAAAUAAAUUACGUGCUUAAGUGAAUGUUUUAAGUGCCGCGUGACUUUUAACACACUUGUAAAUUAUUUCUUACAAUAAAUUCUGCGAAUAAGAUCAUCAGAGAUAUUUUUUAUGGCGAAUAGUUAAUCACCGCUGGUCGAUAAAAAAACUACAUAGUAUAUAAUUAUAAUUGUAAAAAAAAAAAAGUUAAAAAUGCCGGCUGGACUAUCAAGUCUUCCACCUUCUUCAUUUGACUACAACAACUACAAAUCACCUGCCUUCACGAUAAUCCACCGCGACCACCUCGACAGUACGCUGCCGAUUCUUCAUAUCAACAAUUUUAACAGCGAUGACAAUGAUAAUGACAAUUACAACAACGAGGACUGCAAGUACAACAAUAAAAAGAGUUACUUGGCAGAAAUAAAAAAUGAGAAGAAUAAUUUUUUAUCACGAAAGCGCAUCAGCAAGUCAAACGACCACUUAGUUCUCGCGAACCUGCAAAACAAUCAAGUUAAUCCGCUGAAGAAGAAACAGGUCGCUAAAAGUCAUGACCAGCUUGUCAAUAAUGAUGACAAAAAGCCGAACGAUUUAUCUUCGGGAUUAAUCGGGAAUAAAUUGCCGAUGAAUUUGACGACUGAAGAUUUUAGCGAAGUACUGACGGAUAAAUUUAAGGAUAAUGAUCGGCAAUUGGUUUCUUCUAGUAAAAGUAGCAAUAAAACUGUUAACUGUAAUAAUAAUAAUAAUAAUAUUAAUGUAAUUAAUAAUAAUAAACAAUCUCCACAAAAGAAACCAUUCAUAACAACAGUAAAGACAGGAGAAUUUUUACUACCGCCCCCAGAAGUAGCCUCGCUUCUUGGAAUGGCCCCAAAUGGCUCCUGGAUCGGUCACGACCUGGAUGACACACACGAGGGUCUUCCACGCUCCAGGUUCCGGCCGUUUGUUUUCCGUGGUAAGCGCCCGGAAGUACGUCACAGCAGUCACAAUGCUAGGUGUCCUGCGGCCCUUAAGGCUACUGUUGACUUUCCCGUAAAUGUUGUAAAUUCUUCGGGCGUCACUGCCUCGACCUUGGCUAAUGAAGUACGCUCUCGAAAAGCUCUUAACAACAAGCUUUCUGACACCGAUCUUCCAUGGACAUCACAAGCGUUACCCAAAAAGCUGGAACCUCUAAAAAACACAAUGCACGUGAUUUUAAAUAACGAUGGCGAUCAAUCACUUCCCUUUGCGAAUAUUAUGUUCGAUAGACGUGUUGUUCGUGGUAGCACAUACGCUUCAGCUUCUAAUAUUGCCGACUGUGAACAAUCUGAAGCAGCUAGGCAAGCUGAGGCAAGAAGAAAACAAAUUUAUAAAAAAAGAGCUCAAAUUCAAGCCACCAGGUCCAUGAUGAUGAGGAUUUCUUCACCUCCUCCAGUUCCUGGAAGAAAACAUGAACCUGUUCAAACGGAUUUAUACCUUGAAGAAUUGCUUGAAAAACCUCAAGAGUCAGAAGCUGCUACACAAACAGAUUAUUUCUUGGACAGGCCAUCAACACCUCUGCAUUGUACCGGUAAAGUCGGGGUGGAUGCUGAAACCCAAAUAGGACCUGGCGAUCUCUUUGACUUCGACGUUGAAGUUCAACCUAUCCUCGAAGUCCUGGUAGGAAAGACGAUAGAGCAGGCCCUGAUAGAAGUCCUGGAAGAAGAGGAACUCGCUGCUCUGAAAGAGCAGCAAAGAAGAUUCCAUGAAUUAAGAGCGACGGAGAAAGUCGAGAAGCUAAGGCUUGAAGAACAGGAGCGGAGGCUCAGAGAAGAAAAGGAACAAAGACUGAAGCAACACGAUGAAGCUUUAAAGAUCCAAGAAGAAACAAAAGAACGUGUAGCAGCUGCUGUUUUAUUGACCGGAUACGUAGCCGAGCUAUUGCCAAGUGUAUUAGACAGAUUAAAAAUGUCCGGAUAUUUAUUAGAGGAAAUAAAAGAAGAAAUGGGGAAGGGAGAAGGUUUCAUUCCCUGGCUCGUCAGCGAGGUAAAGAAAGAAAUGGACACAAUGGUCGACAGCAAAGAAUUACUCGAAGACAUUAUCAAAGAAAUUCUCGAGAAUCGAGCCGAAGUUUACCGAAAACAAGCCGAAGACUACGAAGAAGAAAGUAUAAGAUCACCAGUAACUCCAAAAAACAGCGAAAAUGAAGCUGAAGAAAUAAAUGAAGAAGAAAUAAGUAAUGAUUCAAAGGGUGAAAAUUUGGCCACUCACGAAUCAAUGUUAACUGAGGAUGCAGAGGACCAAUAGCAGAGGAUGAAAUAAAAAUUUGAUGAUAAAUUGAGUCAUCGUUUGUACUUAAUCCUCGUCUAGCUGAUCGUUUAAUGUAAAAUGCAAUCCAUGGAGAGAUGGUUAGUCUUUUUUGUUAUUUUUCGAACAAACGGGGGAGAGACCAGCAGCUUUGGCUGCCCGGCCGGUCUUUGCUCUAUAUACCAUGGUACAUGUCCAUACCACCUUCUUUUACAUAGUACAUUAGUAGCGGUGUACACAGCUGCGAGACAAAUCCAUCAGCUCGGCUGUCUCCACCCCGCGGGUGCAUGACUCUCGUGAUCAAGCUCGACACCACCGAGGAACCUCCAAUGUGAUGGGCUACAUCCUAUGAACAAACAUCCCCGGCCUUGUCACAAGCCCACAUUAAAAAUCAAUUAUUGAUUUUUCUUCAUAAGAAUUACACUUAACACUUAAAAUAAUUCCCUGAUUUCAUUCUGUGCCUUAUUUAUUAUAUCCCGGAUAAAUAAAUAUAAAUAAAUUGAUGUUUUGGUUUAUCUUGUCAAGGAAAAUAUUAUUUUUUAUCUUA
This is a messenger RNA of Cotesia glomerata, 3277 nucleotides long. It is a transcript of the gene Rsph3, whose product is annotated as radial spoke head protein 3 homolog A. The record is from RefSeq and is a predicted model, not a curated record. Lineage: Eukaryota; Metazoa; Arthropoda; Insecta; Hymenoptera; Braconidae. The transcript is spliced from 9 exons. The coding region runs from base 685 to 2730 and encodes 681 amino acids. Gene Ontology annotation, cellular component: cilium.